CCUGUGUCUGGGUUUUGCUGGAUGCCUGCAGCCUGUAGUCUUUAUAAUGCAGGCCAUAGAUGGGUCGAAAAUCGGCCGAUUUGUCGGCCGAAAAUAAAAUCGGCCGAUUUUCGGAUCGUUAGUGGGCGAUUUGGUCGGCCGUUUUUUCGGGAUUUUGGCCGUUUUUUUUGGUAAAGUUGGAAAAAAAAUCGGCCGAUCGGCCGAUUUUCGCGGCAUUAAUGGGCCAAUCGGCCGAUUUUUUACCGAUAAAAAAUCUGCGCAUGAGCAGUGA
Molecule: messenger RNA, 271 nt
Organism: Staurois parvus
Lineage: Eukaryota; Metazoa; Chordata; Amphibia; Anura; Ranidae
Source: the annotation of a GenBank genome assembly